AUGUCCACCAGUGACGCGGAUACGCCAGCACAGCGGCUCAAGCGAUUCCUAUUCCUUCUUCCCAAGACUAGUGAGUUCGACUUCUCCAACAAUGUUAAAAAAGAGCUCAGAAAACAACUCUUUCUAAGUUCCACUAAUGAAGGUCAGUACCUCGAUUGGCUCUUCCCAAAGAUAUUCAAAGAAAACAGCCCCAAAGAUCAGUUAUUCGAAUCUAUUGAUGAAAAGCUCGAAUGGAAGUUCUCAGAGUACUACAAGUACAGUAUCAAGGAUGCUGCCCACCAGGUCCACAAUCACCAUGCCUUUCAUCCCAACCUGGCUUGUGCACGUAUUUUCCGUAAAGGUGAGCCUAUAUACCGGUGCCUUACAUGUGGAUUCGAUGAAACAUGUGCUUUGUGCUCAGAUUGCUACGAUCCAGAAGUGCACAAGGGCCACAAAGUGCAUAUCAUCAUAUGCUUGAGAGAGAACGGUGGAGUCUGUGACUGUGGAGACCCUGAAGCUUGGCUAAACGACUUCGACUGUUUCUACCGGCCACAAGACCAAGAAUCACGUGACAAUUCCGAUAAACUAGGGCUGGCAUUACCUCCUGGCUUUGCCGACUCUUUCAUGCGUACUAUGGAGAUCAUAUUAGACUUUGUCAUUGAUGUACUUAGUCACAGCGACCUUCAGUACGAAGAUCCCAACGAGACCACCACCACCAAAAUAGAAAAAAAUUCCAUAAACAGCACUUUGGAUCCCCAGAAGUAUGGAUUCAAUCUGAAUGAAACUAUUGACAGCACAAGUGAUAAAUUCUUUUUAAUGGUUUAUAAUGAUCAGAUCAGGCACUAUAGGGAUGCCGUCCAGCGAAUUCAUUUAGUCAGCAGGAAAGUCAAACAGUUCGCAAUCAUGGUUACCAACAAAGUUCAGUCCUAUGGAAAAGCUAAAGUUAUUAGCUCCAAGAACCUUAAUCUUUUGAUUGAACGCCAAAAACUUCUCAGUUCUACUGGUUUGGCUUCUUGCAUUCGAAAUCACCGUGAUAUAUUUCGUGAAGAUAUGUGCGAUGAAAUCUUGAGAUGGUUGAGUGAGUUCACCGAAAGUGAAUUAUUCAAAAUUAAUAACGACAUUAAAAAUUUAUUCUGUCAAGCAUUCUGUAGUAAGUGGAAUGCAGGAUUAUUGAGAUUGAAAAAUUUGAACGAUGACUACGAGUAUAAGGUAGGAACCUUGGACAAUUUGAGAAUACCCAAAGUUACCUCAAAGAAGACCACAUCCCCGACGCCAUCUCAUUGGCUGUUUACUCCCUCAAAAUGGGACUUACCAGAGGAUAUUUGCAAUAAGUGUCAAUACAAUCUUAACAUUGACGAGUAUGAUACUUUGAAGUCUCACUUUGGUUCUAGAUUCCAAUACUUAGUGUAUUUUGAUGUUCGUUUUUGGAAAUCAAUAAGGGCAAUACUUCAUGAUAUGUACUCGACAUCAUUGAUCACAAACUUAGAGUACAAAUACAUCAUCUCCUGCCAAUAUGUGGAUAUUUAUCCAACAAUUGCGAAUAUGUUCUUACUAAUGGAUCGGGAACCCGAAAUUAAUGUCAUGUGUACAUUAUCAACACAGUUAUUUACUUGUCCGUCAAAUUCCACUUCCAUAGUUCAACAUGGUGAUCUAUCAAGAAUUUUUGCGACUAUUUAUGGGUUUUUGACAACUGAAGAAAUCAAGACCCCUGAUACUAUACAAAUUACUAACCAAAUACUAAUGAAAAGUCUUAAGAACAGAAGAUGGGGCCAGAUAUUUUUUGACGUCGGCUAUAUUUUGAGUAGGUCUCGAGAUUCAAGUUUUAUUUUAACGUCCGGGAUAAUACCCAUGUCUUGCGAUAUUUUGUCAUUAUUUCAGGGGAAGCCUGCAAUCAAACGUGAGAAGGAGUCACAUAUUGAAUUUGAGAAUUCAGAUUAUACUUCAUUUUUCCAUGCUAUUCUGGUGAUUUAUCAGUUUGGUGAAUCCAUAUCCCAAUGUUUGAGUAACUUGAAGGAUUUCGAAGUCAAGAAAAGCUUGUCGAAGAACGCAAUAAUUUAUGUUAUAAGGUAUCUAUUACAAUUGGAAAAAUUAGGCAUGCUAGAAGAUUCUGGAACUAGAGAUUUGGAUUCAGAUAGCUCGCAAAGGCUAGAAGACUCUGAAAUUUUGGGUUCCAUCUCCACGAAUCCUGAAAACCGAGACUCUAAGGUCAGUUUUCUCCACCCUCUUCACUCGUUUUUGAGUUGGUUAAUUGAAGUUUCGAACUUCGAUAACUUGGGACAAUUGGCAGAAGUAUUAGACUAUGCAACAUCUUCCGAGUUCCCAAGGUCGGGGGUAAUCCAAUCAGGUGAAUUACCAAAUCCAUUAACAACCAUUUUUGACUAUCCUAUCCGAACUAUAGUGCUAAUGAGUCAAAUAAAAUCCGGUUUUUGGGUGAGGAACGGGUUCAGCAUUAGAAAUCAACUACAGUUAUACAGAAACUCAGGUUUGAGAGAAAAUGGAUACAUGAGGGAUCUUUUCAUGACGCAAGUAUUUAUAAACUCCAAUUCUCCUAAUUUGACUUGUUUCUUAAUUUUCAGCAGAUGGUUACUCAUGGAUGGCUGGAUAACAGAGAAGACGAAGUCCCUUGAAAAUGCAUGUCCUUACGAUGCUAAGACUUUGCCUUACAUUGUUGAGGAAUGUAUUAACUUCUUCAUAAAUAUACUUACCGAACACUUGUAUCUUCAGGGUUUUAAGGAAAUGAAGAUAAAGGAAAUUAGAAUCAAGAAUGAAAUUCUUCAUAAUCUUUGCUUUGAACCAAUGAACUACACCAAAUUGUGUUCUCAAAUUCCAGAUCAUAUUACUUCGGAUAAACGUUUUGACUUGAUCUUGGAGGAAGUAACUACAUUCAAAGCCCCCCAAACUGCUAAUGAUAUUGGUAUUUACCAAUUGAAGGAUGAAUACGUUGAACAGAUCAAUCCAUAUUACUUCAAUUAUUCCACGAACACCAAAGAUGAUGCUAUCAAGUUCAUUAAGGAUCAGAUACAUAAGACAACAAAAAGGCCGAUGAAUGACAUUGUUAUUGAGCCGAAGAAAGUUCAAAUUCAAAAUUUAGGGAUUUAUAGAUACAUUGGGAAUUUUUCGGUUUCAGCGUAUUUCUCUGAUUUCAUUAUUAGGACGUUGAGAUUUGUCAUUAGGGAGGGUCUUGAUGCUCUUGAAAACCUUCUAGAAACAUUACUUCACUUGAUCCAUUUAUGCUCUUUGGAGCAACUCAUUGAUAGCAACAGAUAUGGGUCAUUUUAUGAUCGAUUUGUUAAUAUUUCCGAUCAUUAUGGCUGUUCUGUUGCUUUUCUAUUGUAUCAAAUUCUUCUGGAUGAAAAAUUCAAAAGUCAUCAUGCAAAGGUCAGGGCGAUUUAUCGGGUAUUUGAAGAGAAAUAUCAGAAUCUUGCUGAUAUAUUGAACGACCAGGUGGUAGGAUUUGAUUGUAUGCUCUUAGAUUUUAAUGCUUCAACCACGAAGGAUUUGAUCGAAGAAGAGAACAAAAAAAGACUAGUUCAGGAAAGAAAGAAGAAGUUGAUGGCAAAAUUCAAGAAACAACAAUCUCUGUUCAUGAAAAACUUUAAAUGUGAAAGUGAUAUAGAAAUGGAAGACAACGAAAGAGAUAAAGGGGAAGGAACGUAUUUGAAUUCAAGUGAAGAUGAUGGCGACCAAGAGCUCUGGAAGUUCCCCGAACCUCAUUGCAUAUUAUGUCAAAAUACUUCCGAAGAUAGUGGACCUUUUGGUAUCAUCAGCUAUAUUAGCAAGAGCUCCGAAUUUAGAACAGUGCCAUUCGAUGACAGAUAUUGGUUUUUAAAGGCUUUCUCCGAUGGGCCUAAUCUUGACAAUAACGAGGAUGAAUUGGAAGUGGCAAUGGAUACUGAUCAUCACAAUUGUCAAGCACACCAUGAGGCAACCUGUGGAACCCGUGGGGAUCAUAUGGUGACUACUGCAAACUACGAAACGUUUAUGACGAAUAUUAAACAAAAUAAUGUCAUAGGGCCAGGUUUUAAGAGUAGAGGUAAUGUUGACAGUAAACUUGUUUCACUGAGCUGUGGCCAUGGAAUGCAUUUUCAAUGCUAUAUGAAUUUCUUGAUUUCAAAUAAGAACAAGUUAAAUCAAAUAACGCGGAAUGCUCCUGAAAACAUUGAUCACAAAGAGUUUUUGUGCCCAUUGUGUAAAUCGAUCAACAACAUGUUUAUUCCAAUUAUGUGGUCAUAUAAUAACAGGAAGUUAGAGGACUUUUUGUCUCCUACUAUUGACAAUCGGGGUCAAGGAGUGCUUAAUCCAUUUGAAUUUUUAUCGUCAGAUCAGAUUUAUAACAGGGAAUGGUACCAGGAAUUCACCAAUGCUGCUGACAAUGAUAUUGAAGCUUUGUCCAUAGUAAGUCCUUCAUCCAAAGAAAUGAUUGCUCCGAACCCAGCAUCUGAAUUAACGUUAGUUCAGCAACAAUUCAGAAUCCUUUUGAGCAAUAUGUUUCAGACUAUAUCGUUCUUCUCAUUUCCUCAGGUUCUUAAGGCCGAUAGUACUUACUUCCUAACAAAUACUAUCAAGUCAGUCGAAAUAUCGCUUCGAGGAGUCAGUUCAAAGUCAUCUUUAAUUAUCAACCAGCUUUCCAAUAACUCACUCACGAAUAUGCGAAUUCUUUGUGAAUUUAGAAAUACUAGUGUACUAAUGAAAAUCAAGGAUUGGAUUCAUUUGCCAAUUCGAAAGGGUGAUGCAUAUACGAAAAUGUUGUCUACUUUAUUCUCAUUAGCGAAAGGUACCAUGAGCGAUACCAUCUUAGAGGGUGACUUUUUCGAGAUUCUAGUUAAUUCCUUGCCUAUUAAAUCAAUGGGAUUUUCAUUCAACGCCAUUUUGUCGACAUGCUUUAUGGGUCAUAUCUUACAAGUUUUCAAUACGUUGGUUGGAGAAUUGAGUGGCCAUAACUAUUAUAUGUCAGAAGAUUUCAGCGUGUACGAUGUACCCAUUAUUUCAGGAUUGUCGAAAGAAAUCAAACAGAACAUUUUGGAAUUAUUCUCCCGCUUUACCAAUGGUGAUGCGACAUCAAUUCCGAAUAAUGAGAGAUUGGGAGAUGUUUUGUCGUCUAUGCUAAUCAAGGCGUGCACUCCAUUUUUAAGAAGGGCCGCCAUUUUACUGGUAGUAUUGUGUGCCAAGUUUGAUUUGAGUGAAUAUGAAAAUUUCAGAAUCGAGGAACUUGAAGCAGAUAGAUUAUGUUCCUUCUUGAACCUCAAUAGCAUCUCACAGUACUUGUCAAAGUUUGUGAACUUAGAUGACUCAACAACAUACGAGUAUUCUACACUCAGUGACUUUUUAAUUCAUAUCAAAACUCGAAGUUCUUCUGCCGAUCAGUUAGAAAUGAGGAAACAACUUGAGUAUCCAGGAAUCAUUAAAUUGGUUGCAUUGCCUGAACGAUUGGACUUGUUUUUCAGCAACUACUACUAUUCGGAUAUGUACAAUAGUCCUCACGUUACAAUUGAAGAUCCUGCUAUAUGCUUGUUCUGUGCUGAGGUUGUGGAUGCGCAAAAGGCUGCUAUUGGAUGCGAAGAAGGUCAAUGCACAACUCAUUUCCUUCGUGAGUGUGCAAACGAAAUAGGAAUUUUCUUAUUGGCAAAAGAUAGAAGUCUAUUGCUCUUGCAUAAAAAUGGUGGAUCAUUCCAGCAUGCUCCGUUCUUGGAUCAUCAUGGCGAACUACCCGGUGAAACACGAAAGUCGAAACCAUUGUAUCUAAUGAAGCUGAGAUACGAUGAUUUCAUUAGAAACUUUUGGCUUCAGCACAAUAUUCCCAACUUUAUUGCUCGGAGUCUCGAUGGUGUAUUGGAUGGGGGAGGUUGGGAUACCUUAUAG
Molecule: messenger RNA, 5838 nt
Organism: Suhomyces tanzawaensis NRRL Y-17324
Lineage: Eukaryota; Fungi; Ascomycota; Pichiomycetes; Serinales; Debaryomycetaceae
Product: putative ubiquitin-protein ligase
Exons: 4
Coding region: 1-5838 (1945 amino acids)
Biological process (GO): ubiquitin-dependent protein catabolic process via the N-end rule pathway; protein ubiquitination
Cellular component (GO): ubiquitin ligase complex; cytoplasm
Molecular function (GO): ubiquitin protein ligase activity; zinc ion binding
Source: RefSeq, a predicted model, not a curated record